UGAUCCCGGAGCAGCGCAGCAGCAGCGGCGCGUCUGUCGCAGCUUCCCCCGCGUUACCACCACAACCCCGCUGAAGAGUUCCUCGAUGCGUCUCCAUCCCUGGAUCUACCGCGUCCUCAGGUCCCACGUGCAUUAGUGGUGCUUAUUUAUAUAUCGUCAGUUUCAGGAGAGCAUGUGCGUAAUUGCGCGCGGGUCGCCGGGGUGCCACCGGGAGUGAGUUGGGCAAUAUGCGCCGCUGGGAUAUGAUUUUCACCCGAGAGGCUUAUGGAAUAUAGGCCGGUGUGUCUCAGCCUGCAUGCCCUGUGCUCCAGCCCCGUGAAGAAGAAACUAAUCCUGCUCAGCAUCAUGUUUUUCAUCUGGGUGUACAUGCUGUACUCCUGCGUGGGCUACUGCUCCACGAUGCCAACUUUGGCGGUGGACGGUUACCGGGGCAAGGAGGCCGGCCCCGCGGUGGGCAGGAGGACAGAGAGCGGCGGGACGGACCUGGUGUCCCGCCUGCUCGCCAAGCCGCAGCCGUGGGAGGAUGUGGAGAGCGACUACGAGGAGCCGUCCGUCCGCACCGGCGCGUCCCGGGACCUGCUCAACGACGAGCCGGACGCGGACCGAGCCGAGGAGUGGGACGAGACGCGCGGCGAGCAGCAGAGAGCCCCGGAGCCCAGCGCCAUGUCCAGCUUCUCCAACGGCUCCGGGAGCAAGAAGCUGCCGCAGGCGAUCAUCAUCGGGGUGAAGAAGGGAGGCACCCGGGCUCUGCUGGAGUUUCUCCGGGUUCAUCCGGACAUCAGGGCCGUGGGAGCGGAGCCGCACUUCUUCGACCGCAACUACGAGAACGGACUGGAGUGGUACAGGGAGCUGAUGCCCAAGACCCUGGAGGGCCAGAUCACCAUGGAGAAAACCCCCAGCUACUUUGUGACCAGAGAAGCUCCCGCCCGGAUCUCCGCCAUGUCCCGGGACACCAAGCUGAUCGUGGUGGUGAGGGACCCCGUCACCAGGGCGAUCUCCGACUACACACAGACACUGUCCAAGAAGCCCGACAUUCCCUCCUUCGAGAGCCUCACCUUCAAAAACAGGACUACGGGGCUCAUCGACACCUCGUGGAGCGCCAUCCAGAUCGGCAUCUACGCCAAGCACCUGGACAACUGGCUGCAGUACUUCCCCAUGGGCCAGAUCCUGUUCGUGAGCGGCGAGCGGCUGAUCAGCGACCCGGCCGGAGAGCUGGGCCGCGUGCAGGACUUCCUGGGGCUCAAGCGGAUCAUCACGGACAAACACUUUUACUUCAACCAGACCAAGGGUUUCCCGUGCCUCAAGAAGGCCGAGGGCAGCAGCAAGCCCCACUGCCUGGGAAAAACCAAAGGGAGGACCCACCCGAACAUUGACCCCGAGGUGGUGCAGAGGCUCCGGGACUUCUACCGGCCCUUCAACAUGAAGUUCUACCAGAUGACGGGACACAACUUUGGUUGGGAUUGAUGUGAAGGUCCCGAGAGACUUGGUUGGAUUUGUUGAGAAGUUUUUUUUGUUUUCCUCUGUAAUUCAAUGGCAAGAUGUGGAAAUAUUGCUAUAUAUAUGUAAAAUGUACAGAAAUCUAUUUUAUAAUAAUUUAUUUUUAUUUCUAAGCAAUUAAUUCACUAAGCUGCCUAACCAUAUUUGUACAUAACAUCUGACCCAUGUUUUUUUAACAUUCCUCAUUUUGAUUUGGAGUUCUCUCGCUCCUCGUCCUGUAAACUCAGUGGAUUUACUGGUGCUUCAUGACGAAGACUGUCAGCGAUGCCUGGAGAAGAAACUGGGGUGGAACAUGUAAAAGCACCAUAUUACGGGUACAGAGUGGAGAACACAUAUCCAUUGUGCGUCCUCAUUUAUAUAUGCAUCACAACUUCAUCCUGUUCGAACCCUGAGUGUGAUUCUUCUACAAGUUGUUUCACUAAGGCUACGUCCAUACUACCACGCUUUCAUUUGGAAAUUUAAAACAAAUACGCCAACGUAUACAAAGUUACUCUGGAGUUUUAGAGCCUGUUUUAGUUUAAAAACUCUGCGUUUUAGUCUGAAUGCUUCGAAACUGUAAUGUUUGAUAACACUGACGCUCACAAACGCUUGAUGAUUGGAUCCUUAGUUCCCAUCACAUGACGGCAUGAGCCUCGGAUGCAUCUUACAAAGCUACAACCACUUGCAUGUGUCCAACCCAGUGUACGUUGGCGGUCACGUGAUUCAAUUUCAGUAUGAAACGGGAUUUAAAAUUGAUCGGAGCCAAAAUCCUUAUGUUGACAGAGACCGUUUUAGUUUUUCAAACUCCAUUUUCAAAUGAAAACACAGUCGUGUGGCCGUAGCCCUAAAAUACAGACCUUCCACUUUCUUGUACCACAAAAUCUUUGUUUGUCUUCGGCCUGAGCUGCAGAUCUCGUGUCCCUUUCCUCUCAGUAACAGGUAGAUCAAUAGUCCUAAUUGAUCCUCAUUGUGUCGCUCAUACUUAGAGAAUACAGCUGCCCUUUCAUCCUCAGUGCUCCUGCUGCCUGCUCUAAUGAAUGACCCGUCCGUCAAACGUUAAACCCCAUCCCGGGCCCCAUCAGUGCCCAUGUUAACAUUAUGCUAAUUGCGUAAAGGUAACUGGAAGAUCAAUCGAGCCCCCCCGCCCCCCCCGCUCUCUGACUCCCCCAUUAGGAGCAGCGUUGACUCAGAGCCAGACUCCUGCUCUAUCCGUCCGGUUCAAAGGUCACGCGAAGUCUCAAUCAAAUUUCCUUGAGCAGCAUUUGAUUUGUUGUAAGAGAGCAGAGCAGCGGGAAAAGGAUGGGGGGUGCGGGGGGUAGGUGUAUGUGCCUUGUUUUUUCACGGUAAGAUGGAAAAUCUUUUGCGUGAGGCAGCAGAGGCGCAUCUCUCCGAAGUGGAGCUUGAAGAUAGAAAAGAUGAGAGACGGACGGCAGAGUCGGCCUCCAGAUCUCCUCACUGAGGAGAUCAAAGGGAGAGGAAAGGGGUUUUUAGUGCAGCAAGAAUGGCCUCAGGCGGGGGUUUCAUUGUCUAACCUCUCCGGUGUCAUCACAAAUCCUCAUGUGCCGCCGAUAUACUUUAUGCCUUACUCACCGCCGUCAUCCUCACCCGCUGCAUCCCCUCCCUCCCUCCCUCCACCGCUGAUCUCACCUCCCAACUUGUUGCCAAAAAAGACAAAAAAAACCACCUUUGGGUUUAUAUCACGUUUCCAUCCUCCUCCCCCACCC
Molecule: messenger RNA, 3200 nt
Organism: Hippoglossus stenolepis (Pacific halibut)
Lineage: Eukaryota; Metazoa; Chordata; Actinopteri; Pleuronectiformes; Pleuronectidae
Gene: hs3st3b1b
Product: heparan sulfate (glucosamine) 3-O-sulfotransferase 3B1b
Exons: 2
Coding region: 265-1464 (399 amino acids)
Molecular function (GO): [heparan sulfate]-glucosamine 3-sulfotransferase activity
Source: RefSeq, a predicted model, not a curated record